AUGAAGCUCACUAUCUUCUUCCCGUUGGCUGCUUUCCUGUCUUUGACUGUCGCUGAUUGUCUGGAUGAUGCCAGUCCCUGCCUUAAGCGAUGUCUCAGCGAAGCUUCUUCUGUGGCAGGCUGUAUCUCCUCUAUUGAUUACAAGUGCACUUGCCCAAGCCCAGCGUUCAAGGAUGCACUUGGUACCUGUUUGGAGGUUUCUUGUACCCCGGCAGACUUGAAAGUUGCUGGACAAUUGCAUAAGGAACGUUGUGGGUCGGCACCUCAGUAA
Molecule: messenger RNA, 270 nt
Organism: Penicillium vulpinum
Lineage: Eukaryota; Fungi; Ascomycota; Eurotiomycetes; Eurotiales; Aspergillaceae
Exons: 3
Coding region: 1-270 (89 amino acids)
Source: RefSeq, a predicted model, not a curated record